Messenger RNA from Wyeomyia smithii (pitcher-plant mosquito), 12054 nucleotides. RefSeq names its product monocarboxylate transporter 12-like. Bases 8782 to 11157 code for a protein of 791 amino acids. NCBI's taxonomy places the organism in Eukaryota, Metazoa, Arthropoda, Insecta, Diptera, Culicidae. The transcript has 6 exons. The record is from RefSeq and is a predicted model, not a curated record. Gene Ontology annotation, biological process: transmembrane transport. Gene Ontology annotation, molecular function: monocarboxylic acid transmembrane transporter activity.
CAGCUGGACUGGUCCAUUAUUCACGGUAAUUGCGUCUCCAGUGACUUGAACAAAUCGGUGGAGGCGCAACGUAAAUGACGCCAUGUGAACAUUCAAAGCAGUUCGAGCAGUAGACGCUACCGAACAUUUUAUGUACCCCGAAAAAUGACUUUCAACAACACGACAAAGUACGAUUGUAUUGACAAAUUAUAUGGUAUUUCUUUAAUUUCCCCCAUCUAUUAUUGAGUACGACCUCGCGCGUGGUGGUAAAGAGAGUAAUGUUUGAUUUUCUUCGUACAGGCAAAGAUCGUUCACUGCAACAGCGGGUUCUCUUCGCCCGCACAUUAGAUUGCAUGAAACUGCCACGAAAGUGGAAAUAAAUCAUCGUCCGUGGUAAAAUAAAUAACAAAACAGAACUUAAUUCGAUGUUUUUUUCCGUUUCUCCCUCUCUGUCGGUGUGAGCCCGCUACCAUGACGGAAUGCAUGUUUUUGCCACAUUCUUUUUCGUCUGCGUUUGAUUUUAAUAUUCUUUAUAGUUGAUAUAAAUAAAGAAAAGUGACAUAAUUUACCAUCCUAGUGCUUUAAUUUAUCUAGCAGCAGCUUAUAAAUUAUACCCUGGUCUUGGUUCUAGACGGAAGGGAAAAUAGAAAAUAAACUUGUAAAAAGUGAUACUAAGGUAACCGUUCGCAAUAAGAACUCGCAGGUUAGCUGAAAGUAUGAAACUCGGCCACAAACGGCCUGUUUGAUGAGGGUAAACAGUAUGCGUCAGACGAUUGUUUGCAUUUUAUUUGUUGACAUACCCGUCUUAAAAGCAUUCCCAGACAGAGUAGGACUACGCGUCUUUUGUUACAAGCUUGGUAAAACAAACGCUACUUACAAUUGUCAAACAAAUUAAGUUAAACUUUUACCACUACCGAUUGUUUAGUUUCGACAUGAAAGGAAGAGUGCUUCGAGUAAGAUUUUUAACUUAUGAGACGAAAAACAUUGAAAUUCAAUUUACUCCAAAACAGAACCACCGCUAAUCGCCCGGUAGGGGCUCCUACGCUGCGGGGGCUGUCCGGGGUCAUCGCUUAGUUAAUUUCCAAUGAUUUGUGCCCGCUUUUAAGUGGAAUUGGUAUGCUGCUAGGUUAUUGAUGUUUUUUUUAUUUCCCAUCGGCCGAGCAGCGCGCGCUGCUCGCCAACCAUAAACGGACUGCGAAAAGUGAAGUAACCUAAUUAGUAUGCAAGCGGUGUGAUUUGUUUUCGGAACGGAUCGCAGCGUCUUAAAAGCAGAGAAUUUAUUGAAUAUUUACUUAAUUGGGAAGAAAGCGGAAUGUGUGCCAGCUGCUGCUUCCGCGACACAACCGCGUUGGUGUUUAUUCGAUCACGUCGUGGUUGGUUGGUUGGUUUCGCCUCUCGCUGGGGGAGGACUCUGUUGGCUUUAUAGGCCUAAAAUGACUUUUUACACCCAAUGUUGUGUCUGGCACGAGCAAAUUAUUGAUAAUCCUACUGCUUUUAUUGAUAGUUACUCACAAAACAAAUCCAUCGAAUCAGUACUAUAAACCGUGCAAAUAUCAAUCUAUUUUCACAGCCAUGACCAUGAGUUCUCUUAUUUGCAUUUACAGCAAAGUUGAAAUAAAACGCUAUAUCUGCAUUCACAAUAUCCAAAUUGUCAUUCUAGGUAGGUACGAGUGAAAAAUUGAUCAAAAUUCAAAUGUUUCUGGCGUUUCUUGCUUUUGUACAUUCAAAGUUUUUUACAAGAUUUUUUUACGCGAUUUCAGGAUGUACACUUUCUAUGUGGCUUCUCUAGGAAGUUUGUUUUCUCGCGGUAUGCUUUCAUUUUUUUUUUUUUGUAAUUCCUUCAUUCAGAGUGUCGUAACCCUUUUAAAUAAUCAACAGAUCGUCAAAGAUUAUCCCGAUUAAGAGACUAUCACGGCGAAUCAUUUUGCUGUUUGGCGUGUAAAUGCUCCAAAGUGGAACCCGGUCAAAACCUGAUCGACGCAAUGCAAGGUUGUCUGCUGGAUGGCGCAAUACAAAACAGAACGGAACAGAGAACACGAAAAGACACAUGCAGUCCUUGAAUCGUCAGUUUGUCACAGUGAAUGUUUUUGUUUUCAUAUUAAUUAAAGACAAUAUUUAUGAUCACGCAUAUGGACACGAUAGAUUACGAUUUUUUUUCUGUGAGAUGCGAGACAGAAAUGUAACGAAUUAAAACACCGUUCUGCUUGACAUAUCCCUUGUAUCUUGUGAUUUUAUUUUCGUUUCACAGUUCAUCAGCACAUCGAAGCUUAAAUUCGGCGUGUCAUCACACCAGCUGUUCAAUCUCACGUGAAGUAGAGAUUUUUUUUAGUUUCCAUUUCUAUUGUGCUGAAUAAAACAUCAUUUUUUGAAGCUGAAAUUAUUAACAGCAGUAAUUAAAACAAACAUUAAACAGUGACCACAACAGCUAGCACCCGCUUAACGUCACGUAAGGUUAACAGUUAACAAACUGCGACAGUUACCUACAAUGACAGCCAACAACAAAAAAGUAAAAACGAACUGACAAAUACGCCAAACCCACGCCACGCGCCCGCACCAAUGCACCGAAUGCAAUAAUUCAGUCAAAACGGUCCUCAUCGUGUCUCUUGCUGCUGAUACAGAAGAGCCACUUAGCACUGAUUGCCAAAAACAUGCGAAUUAAUUCACCUAGUAUGUAGAAUGGAAACGCUAUUUCUGAGUUCGGUUAUUCGUACAUAAACUAGGUCAGCCAUAACUAUAAUUUCACGAUUAGAUUUCGAGACACAAUACUCUCUCGUCCAGUUUUGGAGAGCUUCUAUACACAUGAAAAAAUCCAAUUAUAACACGCAUUCACAUGCAAAUGAAAGCGCAUGUUUACUUUUUGCUCAAUUUGCAACUUUUAUAUGGGCAGCUUGGACGAACAUCCUCUGCCACCCAGCGUAUGAAUACGCGACAGACGGCAGCCAGACGUCCAAUUCGGAAAUGAUUGAUAUGGGCUUGGGCUUUGUCGGUAGCCGACAGGAGACAUUAUCUGGCCUUUGUGGUAGUAGUCACGCGGAAAUUUGACAGCGCUCGUGUUUCGUUUUCGAAUAUACCUAAAUCGGACAGUACGCAAGGUGAGCCCAUGAUUAAUUGACUUUACUCUAUCAAUAUCCUGUGAACAUUGAGCUCGGGAUCUGUAGCACGGCGACAAAGAAUUUGAGAGCGAAGGAGGAUGAAAUAUAGCACUGUCCAAAGCAGAGAACGGCAUAACCGUGCAUGGUGUCACUUGAUAAUGGACCUGUUGCUUCUGAUCAUGAUCUGGCAUCAAACGGAUAUUAGAAUAACUAAUUACGAUGAGCAUCUAAUCGAGAUCUAUACACAUUACUGGCACGUUGAGUUAUCGCUGACUAGCAGGGUUGCAGAAACAGAUGCACCCGAUGCAGUUUUUGUUUUUUUUGACGUAGAAAUACGUAUCUCAGGAACUUCUGCAACAAGUGAACUGAAAAUCUGAAAAUGGGAAAUCAGAAAAUACGUCGGUGUUCGUUCUUGUGAUUGGUAAAUCAUCUCUGCACAAAUGCAAUUUUUAACUUAUUUAUUCAAAGCAUUGUACUUUUGAAUUUUUCAAGCCUUGUUGAAAGAUUAUCAAGUGUUAUUUUAACCUUCAUGCACUCUGACUGCUAAAACUCAUUUACGCCGCAUAAUUUUUUUUCCAUUCCUGUCGUAUUUAUAGGCGCAAUUUUAAAUUCGGAAGCACUUGAACUGCUAUUUUGCACAAAAUUAUAGGAAUAUUCAAUACACUUUAUUCAAAAUGUUGGAACGCCUUAACAAAGAAGUUUGUAUAUUCAGCUGCAACAGUAAUUCGAACUUCAUCCUCAUCCUCAGCAACACGCAACAGCUUCAGCCGUAAAUCGAUCGGAUAAUGUAAGCGUCUAUCAUUCAAAUAAUUCGCUAUCACUUCCAAUGCAAUAUGUUUUUUGUAGGUACUAUCCAGUUUACCAUGAUAGCUUAGUACCCAGCGCUUUGGACCCCACUGAGCCCCCAGUCCUGAGCAUGAACGAAACCAAACUGGCAAGAAGUUUAUGCUUGCUGCCAUACAUCGCUGAGCUAUUCGACAUCAUUCAAGAUAUUGUAGCAGUACCUGUUGAUGCCCUCUUUCAGGCAUAGUUUACCUGACCCUUAAAUGUAAACUUAUCUUCAAACAUAACCCCCAAGAGCUUCAAAGAUCGCUUUGAGGCAAUGGUGCAGUCUCCGACACUGACCACCGCCUGUUACUCUGUUUUGCGGUUAUUCACAACCGUGACUUCCGUCUUAUGAUGCGCUAACUCCAGUUUCCUGGAGUGCAUCCAGUCUUAGACCUUGCGUAUACAAUGCGCGGCCGUCAACUCGACCUCCUCUAUAUGGCAACUAGUUGGUCAGCAGUCGGGCGGAGGCAACUGCCUUCAUCGCGCUCUCUUCUCAUUGCCUCUACGAAUUCCUCGACAUCGAAAUGCGAUGUCUGUCACCCGCGAAUGGUCUUAGUGUUGGCUCUACCCGUCACAUGCCGCCUCACGUUGUUGUUUACAUUAUAGCAAACCGACUGGUGGUCGCUAUUGGUGUAGCCAUCGUUUACCCUCCAAUUCGUAAUCAGUCCUGGGCUGGUGAACGUCACACCGAUGAUCGACUCCGCACCAUAUCUGCUAUAUGUACAUUUGGUUUCAACGUUUGCCAGAUCUAAGUUGAGCUUUGUCAAAGCUUCUCACAGGAUAUGACCCCUCUGGUUCGUAGAGCGACUUCCCCACUCAACAGCCCAAGCGUUGAAGUCACCCGCCACCACCAACAGCGUUAGACCUAUUAGCUCUAUGGAAAGCUGGUCGACCAUCUGGGUGAACCUUUCGGUAGACCAACGUGGCGGAGCAUAGCAACUGCAGUAGAACACUCCGUUCACCUUGGUAACCGCGUACUCUUCGUUUGAGUUCGAAACAACCUCCUAAAUCUGGAACCUGGUAGUCGUCCAUACGGCCGCCACACUGGACUUAUCCGCGACCCAGUUACCGUUACCGGGAGGUAUGCGGUAUAUGUCCGUUACGAUGGCGAAGUUCGACAGCGACUUAGCGCCGCAUAGCAGUGGUUCAGGUUCAGUUGCGUCACCCUUAUGCCCGGCUGGGCAUCUUAGCCCUCCCAUAACGUGUUUGGCGUCCCGUUUUCCGGAACAUACUUGGGACAACGCCUGCAUAACUGGCUUCUGUCGGGCCUCUUGCAAGUCCAGGACUCAUGACCUCCCUCAAAGCACCUGGAGCAAACGUCCGGUUGCUGGAGUAUACCUAGAGGGAAAGAAUGCUGUGUUUUUCGCAUCCUUUUGAGGUUCAAGAAUCAUCUUGCCAGUGCGAAAUCGACGGCUGGCCCGCACAUCCGCCCCUAAAUCCUUGAGCUGGGUUUCUCACCUCAUUUUCUCCAAGACUUCAAAGUACUUAGAGCCGUCAGUCUUGAGUAUGAGGGCGACCCCGCUGCUCCUCACUUUUUUUAUCCUUGGCUGACGUUUUCUCGCCGCUCCAUCUGGUGCUUUUACCUUCCUGACACCCUUUUCCUACUACGGUUACCCAUGGGUUUCCCGCAGUCGCCGCUCCGGUUGAUGAACCGGCAUUUGAGCUUGUUGGUGUGCUAGCUUGCGAAGCUAACUCCACAAACCCCUUCUUCACGUUGUCUGGGUCCGCUUUCCCCGAGAACUGCCUCAUUCCCUUACCGACCUGCCCCGUAGAGCAGAUCGCGGUGAUUGAAGGCAUGAGGCCUGAACUUGUUUAAAUUCAGUUGUCCCCCUAGUCCUCACCUUCUUUACGGAAGCUUCAACCCGAGCCACAAGUUCGGCGUACUCCAUUUGAGCUUCGUCGAUAGUGGUCCGAAACAGAAGGAGGCUCUGCUUUAAAUCCCUGGCGAUAGCUUUUGCGUUGAAAAAAAUGGACAAAAAUUGCCUUUACACGUACUGACGAAACUAUAUUGACCCAUGAGUCAGCAGAAUAAAAUUGGCAACUCUAACAGUCGAACUCUUACCGUGAUGGCGAAAACAGUUAAGCUACUCCGUUCAGAAGUGUGCGCGUUCAAAAAACGGUAUUUUGUCGCGUCGAAAAUGGACAUCGUGUGGCAGUUCGUGGACACCGGAUACGCCUGUUCCGGCAUCUACAACAUCUUGGCUGUAUUGAACAACAGUCAGAGAAUUUGAAGUUAUAGAGUAGGCAAUGUAUGUCAUUUUUUCAAAGAUGCUAAUAACGAACACGGGCUGAGGAUGUGAUUUUAGACUUAGAAAAUAUUUCCCACGUUCAGACGGGACAGAUCAGAGUAUAAAAAGAAAGCCCAAUUCCGGACGGCCGACGACCCUUAGUGAAAAGAAGCCCCAAAACAUGCUGAAGGGGAAGUGGCUGCAUCGCUGCACGCGCUUGGCCGGUCGUUGCCACCCGUCCACUAGUCUCAGGACCGCACGCAAUAACGCAGCGACAGCGCCUGAUUAAGAUGGUCAAGUCGAGUUUCCCGGCGAAUCACGACGUGGCGGUUGUAAUAGUGAUGAAAUUUAUCGAACCCUGGAUGGCAACGAUUUCGUAUUUUGCUUCCCCCACGAAGGAAGUGAGCACCGAGGUGAAGUUUAUUUCACAAACCAAGUUUCCCAAGAAGAAGCUGCUGUGGCUGACAAUCAGCGAGAAGAUGAUGUCAAAGCUGCUCUUCUUCCGCUCCGGACUGGCCGUGAACGAGGAAAUUUAUAGUACGAAGUGCCGAAAGUUGUGUCGUCCAUCAAGAAAAACCAUAAGGGCGAAGAAGCGGUAUUCCGGCCAGAUUUGGUGUCGACCCACUACUUGAAGCGAUCUUUGGAGCGGCUGAAUAUCGAUGUGAUACCCAAGUUGGCGAACCCGCCCAAUGUCCCCAAGCUGCGCCUCAUCGAGGAUUUCUGGGCAAACCUGAAGCGUAAGAUCUAUCCCAACAAUUUUGUUGCGAAAACUGAGGUGGAAUUGAUGAACAAAACGAAUAAAGAACUCAAAAACAUGCCUACUUGCAUAUUUCCGUCUGCCAUGGCGAUUGUCCCGGUUAACUGCCGGAAGGCCGCACGCAAGGGCGUAAAAUUUUUUGCAAGUAAGCUAACAGAAUUACCUUUCAUGUACAAUUUAUCAAACUCAAUUAUCUGUCUUAGUUAUUUUUUUACCAUCAUCCAAAAAAGUUUUUGCUUCUAUUCGCAGCGAACUCGAUCGCAUCUAGCUGUUCGCAAAGCGCUGCCACCCUAGGCCGCUUGUCCCUGCUCCUUUCCAUUAUAUCCGGUGUGGCCUCGGCGAUCGCCACCCGCCGACCCGUGGUGGCAUACAGCUCUGCCAGUCCUCAAUAUGUGGAAAAAGCAGAGUGAAAAUCCACCGCUUACGCCCAGCAUGAGCGUUGGGUGUAGCAUAUUUUUGCACCGAACUUCUUUAUUCUGCUUUAUGUUGUGUUUCUUCCGUUACAGAAAAAUGUAUAUUCUUGCUGCUUACACCACAGCUCAGCAAAACAAGAGCGAUGAAUCGUUCUAAUAUGAAGUACGCCGCGGUGUGCACUGCUGAGAUAAAUUCGAUAGUGCUCGAAAAACAAAUAUGCGUGACGAGCGGCUAGUUUUUUUUUUUUUUGUUUUCAAAUUCGAGAUGCAAAGCAAAUAACGCAAUCUACUUUCCUACCCAAGUGCUCCCCUUAUUUAAUAAAUGCUUAAGAGACAUACAGUAAAGGCACUGCAAGGAGCUCUGUUGCUUAGUAAUUUUACAUAAUUUCCUUCCGUGUGAGAAAGCUCACACUAGUUUAUUUUUUCGCUGGAGAGAUAUUUCAGAUUCCACCACGGUGUUUUUCUGAAAGCUACUGAGACACACACGAUUCGCUGCUUUCUUCCAGCAAGUGCAUGACUUUACCCACCAGUACGAGAGCAGUUGUUUUCGCAGUGGAGGAUAUCCUCUUUCACGCUAGUGAUUCUCUAGAAAAAAUAACAAACCUGUCCACAACACUUCUAUUCAAUCAGUCUAACCGACUGAUGAGCCGGAAAUCCAAGGAAAAACUUCAUAACAAGUUUCUGAGAGCUGAAGAAAAAACAUGAGACAUAUUACACUAAGUUUAAACAUAUUGUUCAUGACAACAGACUAUAUAAACAUAAGGUAAAAUAAAAAAAUACCUAACUUUUAAUGACUUAAACAUUCAUUAAGCCAAAGCAAUGUAACAGUUCCAAAAAAUCUGUCGCACGUUUGUAAUUAACAAAAAAUGUUUUUUAUCUUGUUCAGAAUGGUAUGCUAACUUCUAUUCCGGUUAGCAACAAAACUUAAACUCAGCACUUUCAUCAAUCACACCAAAAUAUUAGGAGGAAAACAGCUCUAAUUAUUAAAACUUAUGUAGAGGUAGAAUGUGCGAACCACUUACUUGGCCUCGUUCAAGGUGGAUGUCUUAGGGUAAAACAUAUUUCUUGAAACGAUAAACGAUUUUCUAAGCAAGGUCAAAACAAAACGAGUAAAGACAUAAUAAACUUGAUCAAAUUGCCAAGCCGACAAAAAAUAUUUAUGUGAACUGAAUUUACUUGAAAAGCAGAAAUAUUAAUAAUAAAUUCAGACUAGCUUUUGCAUUGAGCAACAGAGCAAAUUUGGCUGGAGGUUAAAUCUAACCAACGAUUAUUUACAGUUAGUUUUAUUGUCACCAGACAAGAUUUUUUUAGUUUUAAAAUUAGGAUUGUCGAGGAUAUCAAUACCAAAAAAGUGAUGCGAAGAACUGAAAGAAACAGGCAAAAUGAGUGAAUUGAUAGUGCCACCGUGAGCGUACACAAAUGUACCCACUGCCUUCGCAAACAACACCAAAGUCAAUUUCCACCGAACUCAUUGUUCCUUCGCAAUGCGAAUACUGUUCCACAGUGAAAACUAUGCCAACUACGAAGACUCCGGUGUCGCCACCAGUGCGGAUGCCCAUUCGCUGGUAUUUGACGAACCCAACACACCACCGCCAACCACCGGAGGAAAAUGUUCCACCCCGACUGGACCGACUGCACUGGCCGCAGCCUCUGUCAUGGGAUCAGCUGCUGCGGCCGGUAAUAGAGCUGCAUCAGGAGUGGAAACGGUACCAUCAUCGACGUCAGCGCUAUCGCCAGUUCCACCGGGACAGACACGUGCCUCGAGCCGACUGUCAAAUACCAGCACCAGCACGAUUAAACAGCACUACUACCCGGAAGGGGGCUGGGGUUGGAUUAUUGUAGUUGUCGCCAUCAUGGUGCACGUGUUGACCCAUGGACUACACACUGCCGUCGGUGUGAUAAUCAUCGCGACAGGCCGCAGAUUCAGGAUCGAGAGUUUCAUCGAUACAGGAUGGCUUGGCGCGCUCUCGACGGCGGUGGCCCUCUUCAUCUCACCAAUUACGAUUGCAGUGUGCAAGCGCAAAUCUACCCGACUGACGGCGGUCAUCGGCGGACUGGUGACGGCCCUAGGAUGUCUUUUCACCUCAUUCGCUUCGCAGUUUCAUCAACUGUUUUUCAGUUACGGUGCCGUUGUUGGUGUCGGCGUCGGUAUGACUCGAGACUGUUCGACGCUGAUGGUGGCCCAGUAUUUCAAGAGGCGCCGCGAGUUUGUCGAGAUUUUCAUCGUGUCCGGUAGUGGGCUUGGAAUUGCGAUCAUGUCCACGUUUAUCAAAUGUGCAAUUGAUGCCAUCGGGUGGCGCCUGGGGCUACAGGCGGUUACCGGAACCGUGUUCGUUACGUUUAUCCUGGGCACAUGCUAUCGCAGUGCGUCUCUUUAUCAUCCACAGCGGAGGGCGAUUCUGCAUCUCAAGAAUCAAAAGCGCAAAAUCAAAGACAAAAACAAACACGACGAUCGACCACCGUUUUUCGAUUUUAGCACGCUGCGAAGCAAAACGGUGCGAAUAUUGCUCGCAUCGACGGGAAUGAGCGCCUUCGGAAUCAAUACUCCUAUCUUCUACCUCGCACAUCAAGUCGAAAUGGACGGUAUAGGCGAUAAAGUGAUGAUUCUACAGACUUAUCUCGGUCUUGCCUGGACGCUAGGCUGCGCAGCGUUUGGAAUGCUAGUCGUUAGAAAUAGUGUCGAGUGUCGCAUAGCUCGACAAUAUCUGUGCCAAACUGCCACACUGAUGUGUGGAUUGUGUAUCCUAGCGUUGACGGCUGUUCAUGGCAACUACCACGGCUAUGUCAUGUUCGUAUGGAUCUACGGAAUUUUCUGUGGUGGCUACCAUUACUCACUAAAGAUGUACACGUACGAAAAAGUUCGUGCCCGGAAUUUCGCUCGAGCGUGGGGUUUCGUACAGUUCUCGCAAGCGAUCCCGAUAGCACUGGGAGUGCCGAUUUCGGGAUAUAUGAAUGAAGGUGGAUCAGGCAAUGCCGGCUACUACUUCAGCUCAGCCUGUACCGUCGUCGGCAGUCUGUUGAUGUUCCUGAUCGAUCUGCAUCGGAGAAACGUUUCCAGGCACAAGCACACCAGAGCCAACGGAACUCGUCACUUGUGCGUAUCGGAAACAUGCCCUCAACGCAGGAAGCUCUCAUUCUCCCAGGAACCAGACAACGAACCAGGUAUCAUCACAGGAAACACUGCCAUGAUGAUUGGGCCGGAAUUAUUGAUACCUCAGCUAAGCGAUGGAGCUGCCGAGCCGGUUAACGGGUUGGAUAAGCCGGAACUGACCUGCAUAUCGGAAGAGGGCAUUGCUGAUAUGGAUCUUCCCGAUAACCUCCUCGAUGACCUUGACUACGUUGGAGAUUGCAUCACCUCCUGCAAUAAGGUCGAAAACUACCUGAUGUUGAGUGAGUAUGAAAACAAUCUAAGUGCCGAAGUUCCUAUUCUUCUGGACAAACGAGGUCGCCGGUUGUCGCUGUCCAAAACCAAAGCGCUACUUGCAAACCAGCUAAAUAUACAACAUUACCCGGACUGUGCGGCAUUGGAACAAUUGAAUCGUGCCAAUCCGCCUCCUCCGAUUUCCCCAAUAUUGGAACAAACUACUCCCCCGCUAGAGAAGGAACAUCACAAUAAUCGUAAAAACCACCACCACGGACACCACCAACACCAACAUCAUCACCAUCACAGCCAACAACAUCAUCCCGACGGUACCAGCGGAAGUGAACCGGAUGGUGCUGCUAAAACAAACCCUAAGAGUGACAACCUCAACAAUGGCGGCAAACCAUGCCGUCUGAAUCACAAAUGGCGUCCAACGCAGCAAACCGGGACGUUCCUCAGCAAUCGAGUGAUAUCUGUGAUUGACGAAGCCUCCGUGUAGAUGUUAAGGGUUAGACCGUUUUUUUUUCUUUUCUCCUUACGACCAAGCGUCAACACUACCCGAUAGAGAUUUUAGUGCUUUGAUUCUUAGAAGUAUCCAUUUUGUUUUCUGAUAAAUUAGAAGAAUUUUGUUCUGGGACUGAAUAGGUUUAAAUCGUACCUGAUGUGAUCGAAUGUAAGAAAAGUGUUUUCUAAACCAAGUUGACAAAAAAGAGUAAGUAAAGUGAGUCUAAUUAUGUCUAGGAUAAACAGAAAAUUUUAUUGUUGAUAAUAGCAAGUUAUCGAACAAAAGUCUAACCCCUUCCGAAACUAGAUAUCUUUCUUAUCCUCUUUAAAAACAGACAUUUGAACUAUUCACUGAUUGCUAGAAUUAGAAGUUUGUCUAUUAAACUAUGUAAUCCAGUAGUUGUAUCAAUCCGAAACGAUCACUGCCAGAUAGAAAUCAGGAAACAUACAAAAAUUGUGAGCCAAUGUGGUUGAUACGUUUUUCUUUACCUAUUAUAAUUGUAUAUACCUAGAUAUUCUCUUUGUGCUCGCAGCAACAUAAGUCAUAUUACCUAAAACUUGUAGCCUUUUUUUCAGCUAAAUUAAUGCAUCUUGCUUGCUAAGCAUUGCGAUAUUGGUUUUAAAAUACAUAAAAAAGUUGUAUAUUAUUGUACAUGCUAGUGAAUAAAUCAACAAUGAAACAAUAAUACUUGAAUCGCAGUUAAGGGAUACUCUGGAAGUUUGCAGAAAUAUUUAGAUUAUUCAGUAUUGGUACGUGCAACUGAUAUACUAUUUAUACAUAUUUAUUGCUAUAUGAUAUACGGCAGAUUUGUAUAUUCCGCAGGCAGACAGUCAAACCUAGCGAAAAUCUCAGCUGAUUGAAUAAAAUGGAAAAGUGUUUAGCUAAACUUUA